AUGGUUCGAUUUCAUCAAAACAGGAAGGACGAACCGUUCAAUUCUAUGACAAUACAUGUUGAUGAGACAAGUACUUCCGAAGAUGAAAAUUCUUGUGUACUUGAAAUACCAUCAAAUGAAGGCAACGUGGAGGAUCGCUAUUCCGUUGAUCUGCUUUACAACGUAUCUGAUAGACCACCUGUUGUUCUAACUGUCAUCAUGGGAUUUCAGCAAGCCCUGCUGUCUCUUUCCGUGUCCCUCGUAGUGUCCUCGUUUGUUGCGGACGUCGCUUGUGCUGGUGAUUAUAUGGAUAUCAGGACAAAUCUUCUGAGUUCUACUCUGCUGAUGAACGGAAUAACAACGGGCUUGAUGGUCACACUGGGCAUCAGACUGCCAUUGUUUCAAGGACCAUCUGGGGACUAUGUGAUUCCAUUGAUAGCACUGCAACUUGCUGAUAAAGAUUUCUGUAAACUUCCCGCUUUUCAAAUGGAUGCUAAUGUUAACAGAAGUUUCACUAUGAAUAUAACAAGCGACUUUCGGGACAAUAUCACAGACAGAGACGAGCAGAUCCUGAAGAGGCAAUUGGCAAUUACAAAAUUACAAGAGUUUCAGGGAUGCCUGAUACUGGCCGGUGUAAUCCACUGCCUAGUAGGUGUCACAGGUGCCGUGGGAUUUCUACUCAAAUUUAUAGGUCCAGUCACUGUAGUGCCCACUAUUUUGCUCGGAGGAAUCUAUGUGCCCCGUGCAAUAAGUAAAUUUACUAAAUGUCACUGGGGCAUAACAGGCAUCACCGCUUUUACUGCUGUUUUUAUGUCGUUGUAUAUUGGCCAUAGGAAAAUGCCUUUUCUAAUAUGGUCUAAAAAGAAAGGUCUGCAUCUUUGCUGGUAUCCUCUUCAUCAAGUGUUUGCGGUGCUGAUCGGAAUGGUAGUGGGAUGGACAGUAUCUGCCGUGAUGACAAGCACUGGUUUUCUGACAGACAACCCUAGAAGUCACGAGUUUUUCGCCAGAACUGACGCACGCGCUGGAAUCAUCAGUAAUGCCUCCUGGUUUUACGUCCCUUAUCCAAAUCAAUUUGGGUCGCCAAAAUUUGACGUUGGAGUGUUUGUGGCAUUCCUCAUUGGCACCAUGAUAUCCAUUCUAGACUCGAUCGGUGAUUAUUACGCAUGCGCAAGGAUAUGUAACGUACCACCCCCACCACGACACGGAGUAAAUCGCGGCAUUGCUGUGGAGGGUCUCUGUAGUAUUGUGUCGGGGGUUAUCGGGUGUGGACACGCGACCAGCACCUUCGGAGGCAACAUCGGGGCGAUCGGCAUCACCAAGGUGGCCAGCAGACACGUGUUCCUGGUUGUGUCUAUUAUAUACAUCCUAUUUGGAAUAAUGGGGAAGGUGUCUGCAGUUUUUAUCACGAUUCCAUACCCAGUCCUAGGUGGCGCUAUGAUUGUCAUGUUUGGUACCUUCAUUGGCGUUGUGCUGUCUAAUCUAUCGGCUGUUUCGUUGUCAUCGACUCGUAACCUUGCAAUCAUCGGCAUGGCUAUUCUGAUGGGUAUCCUCGUUUCACAUUGGGCAGAAAAGAAUCCAGGCGAAAUCAACACAGGGAGUGUCUACUACGACAACAUUGUGAAGACAUUAUUUAGCAUCCCUGGUCUUUGUGGUUGUGUACUGGCCUGUUUCCUUGACAAUACAGUUCCAGGUACGGCUAAGGAGAGAGGAAUCACAGCCUGGCAUAACCCAGACAACCAAGACCAGAAAAACGUGUACAGUAGUGGAAUGGAGGUGUACAAUCCUCCUGUACCCGACUCUUGGAAGAAAUGGAAACUAAUGAAGUAUCUUCCUAUAUGUCUCUACAAACCACCGCUAGAGUCCGAUGUUACGGACAGCUCAAUGUAA
Molecule: messenger RNA, 1866 nt
Organism: Ylistrum balloti
Lineage: Eukaryota; Metazoa; Mollusca; Bivalvia; Pectinida; Pectinidae
Product: solute carrier family 23 member 1-like
Exons: 11
Coding region: 1-1866 (621 amino acids)
Biological process (GO): transmembrane transport
Cellular component (GO): membrane
Molecular function (GO): transmembrane transporter activity
Source: RefSeq, a predicted model, not a curated record